Globicephala melas (long-finned pilot whale) is the source of this 3578-nucleotide messenger RNA. Lineage: Eukaryota; Metazoa; Chordata; Mammalia; Artiodactyla; Delphinidae. The record is from RefSeq and is a predicted model, not a curated record.
AGCAUCCCGAAGGGUAUUUAAGGCUCGCAAACGCGAGGCUGCGGAGAUACUUCGGGCAGCCGCGACUUCGGCCUCGCGACUCGCAUUUUCUCCUUGGGAAUUUCGUUUUCCUCUCUCCUCUCUCCCUUGGCCACCCCUUUUGCACUGCACUCUCGUGGUCUCUCUCAGCCCUUUCACCUGGAACUGAAUCCAGGUGGGAAGCAGGUCGGCGUGAGGAAAGACACCGAAUAGGUAGAAAUAAGGCAAACUAACAGAGGCGCAACAGGUCCGGUGCUCUGCGGCGAGGGCGAGCGGCGGCCCCUCGCAGCGCCUUGGCCGCUGUCUCUUGGACCCCGCGCGGCCGCUCUCCUCAGAGGAGGACCCCGUCCUUUGAGGGGCCAGGAGGGACACCCGGGUGGGUUUCAUUCCGGAUUUUAGCUUAUUGCCACCAGUCACCGGACUGAGGGUGCUUUUCACUCGCAGCUGGGAGGGGAGAAGAAAGCGGAGGAUGGUCCACGUCUGCGGGUCUCGGCGCUGAUCCAUCGCCGCGCCCCGGCUCCGACUCCGCCAACUAGUUGUGCAGCCACCGGGACUGAACUUUGGAGGAAACGUCCUUUUUCUUUCUUUUACGAUUAUUGGAGGUGGUAGAGGGUGGGAGGCAAAGCCGAGACAGCCGACCCCGCCACGAUGCUGGUGAAGAAGCAAGCAGGGAAAGGAGGGGGGCGGGAGCCGGGCUCUGAGGACCGGAGCCCAGCCGGGCAGCGUUGUGCCCGGACCGUGUCCCCGUGCGCCGCCCUGGCCGCCCUCCUGUCAGUAGUGGCCGUGAUAUCUUGUCUGUACCUGGGGGUGAAAACCAACGACCUCCAGGCGAGGAUCGCCGCCCUCGAAUCCGCCAAAGGAGACCCUUCCAUCCGUCUGCUGCCUGAUUGUCUGGAUCAGCUCAAAGCAAUGGUGCAAGAGAAAGUGGAGCGACUUCUGGCUCAGAAAUCCUAUGAACAUAUGGCUAAAAUAAGAAUCGCAAGAGAAGCACCUUCAGAGUGCAACUGCCCAGCAGGGCCUCCGGGGAAACGAGGUAAAAGGGGCCGAAGAGGAGAAUCUGGUCCUCCUGGUCAGCCUGGUCCUGAGGGCCCUCCUGGUCCAAAAGGUGAUAAGGGAGAACAGGGUGAUCAGGGACCUCGGAUGGUGUUUCCUAAAAUCAAUCAUGGGUUUCUCUCUGCUGAUCAGCAGCUCAUUAAACGCCGCCUGAUUAAGGGUGACCAAGGACAGGCUGGGCCUCCAGGCCCUCCAGGCCCUCCAGGCCCACGAGGGCCUCCUGGGGACACAGGGAAAGAUGGCCCCCGCGGAAUGCCAGGAGUGCCUGGUGAACCAGGGAAACCGGGAGAGCAAGGCUUGAUGGGUCCUCUGGGGCCUCCAGGACAAAAGGGUUCUGUUGGAGCACCCGGAAUUCCAGGGAUGAAUGGGCAAAAGGGUGAACCCGGGUUGCCUGGAGCAGUAGGACAGAAUGGAAUACCAGGGCCAAAGGGACAACCUGGAGAACGAGGAGAAAAGGGAGAUGCUGGAGAGAAUGGCCCCAAAGGUGAUACAGGUGAAAAGGGUGACCCUGGAUCAUCCGCUGCAGGAAUUAAGGGAGAGCCCGGAGAAUCUGGUCGUCCAGGGCAAAAGGGUGAACCAGGGCUUCCUGGGCUUCCUGGACUUCCGGGGAUAAAGGGAGAACCAGGUUUCAUUGGUCCUCAAGGAGAACCAGGCUUACCAGGGUUACCAGGAACAAAGGGCGACCGUGGGGAAGCAGGGCAUCCUGGAAGAGGGGAUCGAGGGGAGCCUGGAGCCCCUGGGCCAAAGGGGAAACAAGGUGAAUCAGGAACUAGAGGCCCAAAGGGGUCAAAGGGUGACCGUGGAGACAAAGGGGACUCUGGAGCCCUGGGACCAAGGGGUCCACCUGGUCAAAAGGGAGAUCAAGGAGCCACCGAGAUCAUAGACUACAACGGCAACCUCCACGAAGCCUUGCAGAGGAUUACCACCUUAACAGUCACGGGUCCCCCUGGACCACCUGGACCUCAAGGACUACAAGGGCCAAAGGGAGAGCCAGGAUCUCCAGGAGUCCCAGGAGUUGAUGGAGAGCAGGGACUCAAAGGUUCAAAGGGAGACAUGGGGGACCCAGGUAUGCCAGGUGAAAAAGGAGGAAUUGGACUUCCUGGAUUACCGGGUGCCAAUGGAAUGAAAGGAGAAAAAGGAGACUCGGGAUUGCCAGGUCCUCAGGGUCCUUCCAUCAUAGGCCCACCAGGCCCACCAGGUCCCCAUGGCCCACCAGGCCCCAUGGGACCCCAUGGACUUCCUGGACCAAAGGGUACAGAUGGCCCUAUGGGACCCCAUGGCCCUGCAGGUCCCAAAGGAGAAAGAGGUGAAAAAGGAGCUAUGGGAGAGCCGGGACCCCGAGGACCGUAUGGUCUUCCCGGGAAAGAUGGAGAGCCUGGUCUUGAUGGUUUCCCUGGUCCACGAGGCGAGAAGGGUGAUCUAGGAGAAAAGGGGGAAAAGGGAUUCCGUGGCGUUAAGGGGGAAAAAGGGGAGCCAGGCCAGCCUGGCCUGGAUGGGCUGGAUGCCCCUUGCCAAUUGGGGCCAGAUGGAUUACCCAUGCCCGGCUGUUGGCAAAAGUGAUGAAUCUAACCUUCCGAGCAUGAAGUUGUGUAUAUAAUGGUCCACUUUUUAUAUUUAUAGUUGAAAAUCGGAUUGCAGAUUUUACAAGUCUGAGAUAUGUUUACAUAUAGCUGCUUCUUCCUGUUUGCAGUAGUACACAUAUCCAUUUUUUCUUCCCUUACAUCUGAAAUUGGGCAAUAUGUGAAACCAGUGAGAAGCCUGCAAAAAAUAUAGAUCAGUAUCUCUUUAUCUUAUGUGAAGAUAUGUAUUUAUAUGGACAUAGCGAUAGAGAUUGAUUGUUCUUGCUAUUUUCUUACUCUGGGCUUGUUAAUUGCAUGGACAAAAAGUGCCAUGAGAUAGUUUACAUGAAAUUGUGACCAAAUAUGAACUCGAAGCUAUGAAAAUGUACUAUACUGACUGAUUUUAGAGUUUAUCGUCACAUCCCUACUCACCUUUGCUAUUCGUGGCCACACCACCCAUUGAAACUGACUAAAAAAGCAUGAUGGUGUGCCAAGCCUGCUUGCUGUGCGAACUCACAUGCUAGCAUGCUGCAUUAUGAGUCCUUUGAUCACAUCUGAACUUUUAUUUCUUUUGUCAUCUCAAGGGGGUUACACCAUGGCUCAUUGCCAAAAAGUGAUAAGGUGGCGGAGAGCAUACACACACAAAUGGUCUUGUAUUUUGAAAGGAGUUGCGGUCCCAACUGCAGAUCUUCAGCUUCCACUAUUGUGGGCUCACGUGGCCUCUUUGGUUGAAAUGUCCAGGGGCUGAGCUGGUUGCUGACACUAGUUUUCCUUGGGCUGCCCUUGGCAGUGAAGACAAAGAGAAAGGAUUGGUUCAGCCUCCUGCGCUGUGUCUCUCAUGUGACCAAGUAAGAAAGAGGUUUACAAAGGCAGGCACCCAAAAUAGAGGACUUUUUUAAAAAAAUAAACUGAAUUCCAGCAAGUGUUAACAUGGGUGCUUAUGGAAAA